GAUAACAGUCAAAGAUGGCGCGCUUCUGGACAAGCACGACAGUUUCUACAUCACAACGAAGAGCCUGCUGGUGCUGUUCCAGAUCAUGGGUGUGAUGCCCAUCAUGAGGGUACCAAAACACGCUCAAACAACUAAGCGAACAACUUUUAACUGGAUAUCGAAGGCAACCAUUUGGGCGUAUCUGGUGUGGGGUUUAGAAAGCAUUAUUGUCAUAAAAGUGGGCAGGGAGCGACUUGCAAAUUUCCAGCAGAGCUCAAAUAAACGCUUCGACGAAGUUAUCUACAACAUUAUAUUUCUGAGCAUCCUCAUCCCGCAUUUUCUGCUGCCAAUCGCCUCCUGGCGUCACGGGUCUGAAGUGGCGAUAUUCAAAAAUAUGUGGACACAUUACCAGCUAAAGUACCUCAAGAUAACUGGAACACCAAUUAUUUUCCCAAACUUGUAUUCACUGACAUGGGGCCUCUGCAUUUUUUCUUGGGGUCUAAGUUUUGCUGUUAUCCUCUCACAAAAUUAUCUCCAAGAUGACUUUGAAAUGUGGCAUUCUUUUGCGUACUACCACAUCAUUGCUAUGUUAGAUGGCUUCUGUUCUUUAUGGUAUAUCAACUGCAACGCUUUCGGAACUGCUUCUAAAGGUUUGGCGCAAAAUCUUCACAAAGCAUUGGAAGCCGAACAUCCGGCUCUAAAGUUGGCGCAGUACCGUCAUUUGUGGGUCGACCUUUCCCAUAUGAUGCAGCAACUAGGUCGAGCGUAUUCAAAUAUGUAUGGUAUUUAUUGCAUGGUCAUCUUUUUCACGACAACAAUUUCUCUGUACGGUUCCCUGUCCGAGAUACUGGAGCAUGGCUUGAGCUACAAGGAAAUGGGUCUAUUCGUUAUAGUGGGAUAUUGUAUGACCCUGCUUUUCAUCAUCUGUAAUGAAGCGUACCACGCCACUAGAAAGGUCGGCUUAGAAUUCCAAAUGCGCCUGCUCAACGUAAACCUAGGCGCUAUCGAUCGUCACACACAGCGUGAAGUGGAGAUGUUCCUGGUUGCCAUCGCCAAGAACCCGCCCAUCAUGAAUCUUGAUGGCUUCACAAAUAUCAACAGGGAACUGUUUACAGCAAACAUAUCCUACAUGUCUACAUACCUUAUAGUACUAAUGCAGUUCAAGUUGACGCUUCUACGACGAGGCGCAAAUAAAGUAAUCAACAAAAUAGUAGGAGCAAUAUUCAAUACUACGACUACGCUAGCUGAUAUGGUUGAAGAAGAAGACUAA
Maniola jurtina (meadow brown) is the source of this 1249-nucleotide messenger RNA. It is a transcript of the gene Gr21a, whose product is annotated as gustatory and odorant receptor 22. The transcript has 8 exons. NCBI's taxonomy places the organism in Eukaryota, Metazoa, Arthropoda, Insecta, Lepidoptera, Nymphalidae. The record is from RefSeq and is a predicted model, not a curated record. Gene Ontology annotation, biological process: sensory perception of taste. Gene Ontology annotation, cellular component: axon; neuronal cell body; membrane. The coding region runs from base 86 to 1249 and encodes 387 amino acids.